AUGGAAUAUGUGCCUGCGCUCUGUGCCGCGGGCACAAUUGGUAUAGCCCCAGCUGGCCUUGCCCUUGGUCGCCCGGAAACUGUCAAACGCCCCUCGACGCUCGCCUACCAACGAGCAUCCUUCUUCGGCGGGGAACCUGAUACUGCUCUCUCCUCGCCUCUCUCGCCUCGCCAGCAGCCUCUCUUCUCGCCGCUACAUGAACAGCAUCUUCACCAGCGGCAUCACUCGUCCUUUGGCCCGGGAGAGACCCCACGGCCUCCCAGAACCUCCCCGCCAGACUCUCGCACAUUCCCCCUGGAGGAGGAGCUGUCGACCGCUGCAAAGCUGGAUGCCCUGAUACAGCGGACAGAUGAAAAGAUACUACUACGGCCGCGUCGAGAGAAUAACUUGACGAUACUGACUCGGGAUGUGGAAGAAUCCCCCUGUCCCGAACCUCAAUCAGUGCCCAACUCGGGACGGCCGUCGUCCUCCUGGGUUCGACGACUCUCGACAAUCACCUCGUCCGUAUACGGGAGCUCUAUCUCCAGCUCACGGCCCCAAUCCCCUUCCGUCAACAGCUCCAACGCCCCCUUUUUCCCGCAAAACCGCUCCUCCAACCCCCCUAAUAAGCUGGUCAAGCGGUCAACCUCCCAACUCGAAUUCCCUGACGCCUUCGAAACCGCGCCUUCAAGACCGCAUCGUUCCAGUUCCAUCAUCCGUCGCCCGGCUACUAGCCACCAGCGCACUGCUGCCGCCAUGCGGCAUCGCUCAGCAACCGAAUCCCAUAUUGUGGUAGAAGAGGAUAUCGCCCUGGUAUCGCCACGCACUCAGACAUCCAGCGGGAUCAGAUUGAACGGAUCUCCUUCACCCGAUCCAGAACCCAUAUGGCGCCCUUAUUUUCGCGGCAUCGCAUCUAAUUUCUCUUCUUUUCGCACUCGACGACGCUCGUCCUCGGUCAGACAACGACGGGAGCGUUCACAUCAGCAUCUACAUUUACUCCUAGAGCCAGACGUUGUACCCACUCUGGUGCUGGCCUCGUCAAUCAAGACUAAUGAACCGAUACAUCCACGCUUCAACUCUACCUUCAAACCCACGGAACAAUCCGAUUCAACAUGGGGAAAGGCCAUACCAGCUCGCGACCAUAUCUCGCGCGAGUCAAGCUCGGAUAAAGAACGAGCGGCCCCAUCUUACGCCGCAAACGAACCCGCUACUAUAAAGGAACCCAAGGAGCCCAGGGAACCCAAGGAACCCACACAGCCGUGGGAAGAGUCAAUAGUAAAACUGGAGCGGAGACAGCGUGCCUCUCUCGACCUAAAAAGAACCAAGAACCCCGACGGUGAGCUUCCACGAACAAGUAAAAGUGAGAGGUUGAGCGGAAGUUCUAUGCGACUACGAAGAAGGAAGAACAUCACAGACCCCGAAAUCUUCCAACGGCCCAACACCUCCUACCAUAGAGAAAACUCCUCUGAUGCCACCUCCCCAAAGACAUCUCAAGACGAUGAUAUCGUUCAAAAGCCUCGACUAAGGCACUCGCCGCAGUUUAAAGACCUUCGAUAUGAAGUCCUAAACGAGAGACGGUCGGCACCAUCCUCUACCUCAGGUUCUAGGCAGUCAUCUGCCGAGCAGAAGAUCUACAUUACACGAGACCGAGACCAACGCCACUCGGCCGCCGCUUCAGACCCAGCAUCUACCAUACCAGGAUCGGAUAAUGAUACACGCAUCUUCUCAUCCGGAGAUGAGGAUGAAACUGAUUGUCAUAGUGAUACGGCGUUUGACUCCUUCCCAACACGCGCAACGAGUAGUCAUAAAUCUACAUCCCGUGGGCCCCGGAUAGAUACUAUCUUUGACCAACCGGACGGCAAAUCAAAGUCCUUUGCAGUCGAUGAACAACAUCAACACCUAUCCGUGUCAUCUAUUCGAAGAAGGUCCGAUGUACCUAACGGCAGCCUGAGAAACAUCUCGCCUUCGGAAAGUGGUCUCAAGUCCGACGUGCGUAGAAUGACACCUUCGCCGAAGACCAUAAUCACAGGUCCACAGCGCGCGAGUCGGAAGUCUUCAUACCCAACGCCCUCGGCAGAUAGCGCAGAGAAGCUGCGUUUGUUCGCAGAAACGUCGGACAAUGAAGAUGAUUUCCCUAUGACGCUUGGUCCUCCACCUAAGUCACGCUCGGCCGUUACGCUCUCCAGAGCGUCCGACGUCGGUUCGCGAAUGAGCGUGUUCGACUGGUCGGAACAACAAAAGCCCACCAAGGAUGGCGAUUGUUCUGUUUAUCGGCCAAAAACCGCCCAUGAGAAAAAUCUGGCGGAUUCCCGUGGAGGACGAGCGGCUGCGCGCAGCGCCCCAAACACCCUACAUCUUAGAAGCCAGAGUGUUCCUAUUGCCAAGGAGUCCGCUGGACAAAAGGACACAGGCUUCCCUCUUAAGUUCGGGACCUGGGGUCUAGGAAACAAGGGUCCAAGUGAGGAUUGGGAUGGUGACUUCGACUUUGAAGACUCCGACCAGCCAACGCUCGGCUCUCCGGGCGGCGGAAUGUGUACCACUAACAGCAUGAAGGUUCCUCAAUCUAUUCUAGAUCGACAGGAGAGCGUGCAUGGCCAAUACGGUCACGUCCAAGAGCUGACGGUUCUAGUUGAAGAGCUCAAACGACUCCAGGUCCAAGCCAAAUCGUUACAUAUAAUGGACGGUCAGUCUGGAGAGUUAUGGAAAGAGGCCCAAGGCAUAAUAAACCUCGCUACGCUUGAAGAAGAGGACGAGGUGCGCCAGAAUGGUUGUAAGCACCAACGCCAACGAUCAUCUUCAUCCGCAACAUUCGACUCGGGAAUGUUUGGCCUGGAAUCUAGCCCUGAACCCAUGCCCAUGCCCAUGCAGCUGAACAACAAUGAAAACCUGAACAAGCCCUCCCUAUCCCUCCCCGGAAAGGAAAAUUCGGAUCCAAACACAAACAUAAACGCGACAUUCCCCUUUUCCAAGAAACCACGAAGGGAAUCCUCGGCAAAAGCAAGGUCCGUACUCGAUAACAUUCACCAUCUACGGGAUCUUCAUGAUGUCAAUGCAACGAUCCCACUCGCGGUCAAUGAUAACCAGCAACGUUUUGCCUUUGAUACCCAAUCCCUGCGCGACCUCGUUGUACGCGCAGGUGUCAUCACACGGUCACUCAAAGACAUAGUUCGGAAAGCUGAAGGCGUCUAUGUACCACCAGAACCAAACCACCUUACUCCCGACCCGCCGUUCAGCCAGAUAUUCGUCCAUCCCUCAAACCCCAUCACCACAAAUGGACUAUCUUGA
Arthroderma uncinatum is the source of this 3264-nucleotide messenger RNA. RefSeq lists its product as uncharacterized. The transcript is spliced from 2 exons. The record is from RefSeq and is a predicted model, not a curated record. Gene Ontology annotation, biological process: regulation of mitotic cytokinesis. Bases 1 to 3264 code for a protein of 1087 amino acids. Lineage: Eukaryota; Fungi; Ascomycota; Eurotiomycetes; Onygenales; Arthrodermataceae. Gene Ontology annotation, molecular function: GTPase activator activity.